Umbelopsis ramanniana AG is the source of this 965-nucleotide messenger RNA. RefSeq lists its product as uncharacterized. The coding region runs from base 18 to 929 and encodes 303 amino acids. The transcript has 5 exons. Lineage: Eukaryota; Fungi; Mucoromycota; Umbelopsidomycetes; Umbelopsidales; Umbelopsidaceae. The record is from RefSeq and is a predicted model, not a curated record.
CUGACUUGAAAGCAGCAAUGUCCAAUGAAGUCAAUGCAACAUUUUGCGAAGCAUUGCAAGGUCCUAGGAUAUAUCCCGACUGGAUUAGUGAAACAGCAGUUUACUCGUUCGAUGCUCUGACUUAUUUAUAUUUUAUACUGGCCUUUCUUUUAUUUCCCUAUCCUGUCUAUCGCGUUAUUGCACACAAAUUUAACUGGGAGGUCAAUACAAAGACACUUGCAAGGCACUGGAGUGACAUUACGCUCGGACUUACAUAUGGAUGCAUUGUAUUUGUAUUUGGAAACUACACAAAAGCUUUCAGUUGGAUCACAGUCGUUGCCUUCUAUCCCUCACUCUUCGGCUAUGCUUUGAUUGCUGAGCUACCAUUUACCAAAACUUCACUUCCAAGGAUCAAAACUUGGCCGAUCGGAAUGUGGAUCGUUUUCCUUCUCGCCCUCGCAGUUAUACUGGCAUUCGCUGCUUUCCACAUAUACCUUGCUGCGACUCUGCCUCUUCCUUUUGUCAUAUACUAUGUCUGUGCCUUGGCCAUCCCUUUAUUUCUCUUGUUAUCCGCUGUGGCCAUAGUGUACGAAUCUACACACAAUGUCAUCCAGAAGACCUUUGUAGGCAUUAAAGCUAGCCUGACGUCCUGUAAAGGCAAAGCGCCUCUGGAUGAGGAAACACAACCGGCACGCCAGGAUAGUGAAGGCGAGCAGAUUGGGGAAUCGUCCACUACCAAGGAUGUACAUAGUACUUCUGACGCCAUCCCCGUAGUAGAAUCGUUUUCGCCUGUGGCACUCCACCUUCACCAUUGGCAGAUCUUUUACGUGCUUAGUUUCUUUACAAGAUUUAAUCAUCCAGUAUCUCAAGUUGCCGCUGGCAUUGUUCUGGCAUGCUACAUGGAGGGCAUAUGCGCCUACGGCUAUGAUUCCCUGGUUAAUGACGCAUAAUCAUUAUUAUUUAGAACGCGUUGAAAAUGAUACAAU